Molecule: messenger RNA, 4349 nt
Organism: Cotesia glomerata
Lineage: Eukaryota; Metazoa; Arthropoda; Insecta; Hymenoptera; Braconidae
Gene: pds5
Product: sister chromatid cohesion protein PDS5 homolog B
Exons: 8
Coding region: 422-4045 (1207 amino acids)
Biological process (GO): DNA repair; mitotic sister chromatid cohesion
Cellular component (GO): chromatin; nucleus
Source: RefSeq, a predicted model, not a curated record
CUUCAGAGCGUAGAGUAAUCACAGAGCUCGCGUCGUUGUUAAAUUCACGGUUAACCGUUCAUCAUAAUCAUAAACCACAGAUCUGUAGCUGGUUUUAUAAAAUAAUAAGGAAAAAUUUUUUAGCCGAACUGUAAGAUGCUAAAUUCAUAUAAAUUUUGGGCAUUAUCACAGCAAAGCCGUGUUGUUGAUAUAUAAAUGGCUAAUUAUUGUUAAUAGUAAGUGACUUAAGUGAUAUAAAAGUAAAAAAAAAAAUAACUCGUGUUGUAUACGACAGAUUAUAUAUUUGCUUUAUAUUGAUACUUUUUUUCAACAAGAAUCAUAGACCGUGCGGUGUCUAUGCAUAACUUAAGAAUUUGGACGGUGUUCUAAAUCACUAGUGGUCUUGAUUAGAUAAUAAUAAGGUAAUAAACCAGCAGACACAAUGUCAGAGAUAGUUUAUCCAUCGGCUUGUAGGCCAGUUACUGAAGAUUUAGGUGCUGAUGAAUUAAUUAGACGAUUAAAGACACUUGCUCACACUCUACAAGCGAUGGGCCAGGAUGAGGGGGCGUACCAGCAGUACAUUCCUCUUGCUCUCCACUUGGCCGACGAAUACUUCCUUCAGCACCCGAGCAAAGACGUCCAAUUGUUAAUUGCAUGCUGCAUAGCUGACGUUCUGAGAGUUUACGCGCCAGAAGCGCCGUACAAAGAUGCUGAUCAAGUCAAGGGAAUUUUCUUGUUCCUGAUCAAGCAGCUAGCCGGUCUCAAGGACCCAAAAGACCCCGCGUUCAAGAGAUACUUUUAUUUGUUAGAAAAUUUGGCGUACGUCAAAUCUUUCAACAUGUGCUUUGAGUUGGAGGACUGCCAGGAAAUAUUUUGCACACUCUUCUCUCUUAUGUUUCGAAUAGUGAAUGACGAGCAUUCUGGUAAAGUUAAGAGUUUCAUGCUAGAAGUCCUUUGUCCAUUGAUCACAGAGUCUGACACCGUCAGUAAUGAGCUACUGGAUAUUAUUCUUAUAAAUGUUGUCGAGCCAAAUAAAACACAGAAGAAAAAUGCCUAUUGUCUUGCUAAAGAAUUGAUUAUUAAGUGUAGCGAGACAUUAGAACCAUAUAUACAAGCGUUUUUCAACCACGUGUUAAUCCUCGGCAAAGAAGAAAAAGAAUUGCAGAUAUGUAAAAAAGUAUACGACUUAAUCUACGAGUUGAAUCAUAUCUGUCCAGCAGUCCUGAUCUCAGUUCUUCCACAACUGGAAUGUAAAUUAAAAUCAUCAUCUGAAACAGAGCGUCUGAAUGCAGUAGCACUUUUGGCGCGUAUGUUCUCAGAAAAAGGUUCUCAAUUAGCGUCUCAACAUACGUCACUGUGGCGCGCGUUUUUGGGAAGAUUUAAUGACAUAAGCGUUGCUAUUAGAAUAAAAUGCGUCCAAUACUCAAUGCACUUUCUUUUAAAUCACCCAGAGUUGCGUAAAGACAUAACAGAGACUCUGAAACUUCGGCAGCACGAUGCUGAUGAAAACGUGAGGUACGAAGUGGUGAUGGCGAUUGUGUCAACAGCUAAACGAGACUUUGAAGUUGUUUCUGACAGUGAAGACCUGCUCGAGUUUGUAAAAGAAAGAACUUUGGACAAAAAGUUCAAGAUCAGGAAAGAAGCGAUGUCUGGACUUGCGAUGAUCUACCGAAAACAUUUAAAUGACGCUGACGUUCCUCAAGCUACUAAAAAAGCAGUUACUUGGAUAAAGGAUAAAAUUUUACACGGCUACUACAUGACCGGGAUGGAGGACAGAUUGUUAGUCGAAAGACUUUUGAACACUUGCCUUGUACCUUAUCAGCUUCCUGCAGAAGAAAGGAUGAAGAAGCUGUACCAUCUUCUGGGUACAAUUGACGACCACGCGUCCAAGGCUUUUGUAGAAUUGCAAAAGCACCAGCUUGCCGUACGAAGAGCCGUCGGAGAGUGGCUAGAGAUUGUGAAGAAAGCGGACGCGAGCAAUGAGUUGAUGACCAAAAUCCUCCAGAUAUCCCGUUUUCUUCCAGACCCCAUGAAAGCCAUGGAGUUUUUACAAAAAUUCAGUGCUCACAUGAAGAAAGAUCCGAUGCUUCUGCAAGGUAUGGAAACUAUUGUCCGACCCAAUGUCUCUUGCAAAGAGUGCACUGAGACAAUAACGACAGUUUUGAAGAAACUCGGACAGCCAGUGAUGACGAAUCUCUACUACAACACCAUAAAAAUGCUGUUGGAACGUGUAAGCUCGGUUACUAUUGAUGAAGAGGCCAUCAGAAUACUUAUCGGAUACGUCGAGGACUGUCUGAAAGGCGGCAAUACUAUCGAAGAGAUCGGUUUGAACCCAAAUAACGCUGGUGAAAAAGGCUUGAGGCUUCUCAUGAUACUCUCUUUUGUAUUUGGCCCUCAUUUUCUGCACAACGACAUCCUGAAGCAGCUCAUUGACUUGCUUGCUCUGGAGGAUGAAAUGGUCGGGGCUCUUGUUUUGUCAAUUUUCACUUUUCUAGGAAAAUACCGACCUCUCCAUGAGGUAGCGUCGGAUAUUAUGAACAUAAUGGUCCCGAUGUGCAAAAAUUUUGCACUGACUGGCACUCCGAAGCAAGCCAAACAGGCAAUCCGCUGUCUGUUUGUAAACAUGACAAAUAUUCAUGACACAAUAUUCCCGGAAAUAAUUGAAAGAAUUAAGACGACUCUUAUACCGACUUCAGACCACUACAGAACGUCGAUAGUAACUCUGGGACACAUUGCGUACAAUCUCCCGGAAAAAUAUCAUGUACAAAUAAAAAAUAUGGUCUCGAGAAAAAUAGUUAAGGAGCUGUUGGUGAAGGAGAACAGCGAGUCGACUGCCAACUCUAUUGAAGGCGACUGGUGUCCGGAAGAUCAGCUACCAGAAGAAACGCGUUGUCGGUUAGAGGGAUUGAAGUGCAUGGCUCGUUGGCUUUUGGGCCUGAAGACCGACAAUUUGUCAGCUCAAAAAACUUUUAGAAUGUUAAAUGCGUUUGUCGUUAAUAAGGGUGAUUUAUUGCAGCAAGGACGACUGAGUCGUGCGGAGAUGAGCUGGCUGAGACUCCAGGCUGGAUGCUCGAUGCUCAAAAUCUGUGAACAAAAAGGUGUUGGUGAUCAGUUUACAGCGGAGCAGUUUUACAAUUUGUCCCAGCUGAUGACGGACGAUGUUAAGGAAGUAAGAGAAGCGUUUAGUGUGAAGCUGCACCGCGGUCUCGGCACGGGAAUCCCCAACAAGUGUCUGCCGUUAGACUUCAUGGGGUACUACGCGCUUGCCGGCAAAGAGCAGGACAAAAAGCUUAAAUAUCUGCUCAAGUCCCACAUGCAGACGGACAUCAGCCGUCGGAGGGACUACGUCAAGGCCUUGUCCAUGGGGACUGGAGAACGUGCUAUGGGACAGCUACCACACAUCCUCCCGGAUUAUAUGCUGGUGUUUGCGGUCCCGGUGCUGGCUCACGACCCGGAAUUCACUGACCACUUGGACGUCAGUCAGCUCAAGACCAUCCAGUCGUGUCUCUGGUUCAUCUUGGAGCCUCUCAUCACCAAAAAUGAGUACUACUGUUACGGGUUCUACAAGAACUUGAUCGAACGUAUGAAAGCUCACAAAGACGCGCUGAAACCUGAAGACCAUUAUAUGAACUGCAAGCUUUGGACGGUCUGUGAUCUUGCGAUGAAUGUUAUUUAUACCAAGACGACCAAUUUUGAUAUGAAGGAGUUCCCCAGCGAAAGCCGCAUCCCGACGAUGUACUUCAAGAGGUCCGAUGAUCUCAUGUCCAAUGUCGCUGUCAGCUACUUGCCUUCUGAGAUGCAAAUUGAUAUGACAAGUCCCAAGGGGAAAAAUACACUUCUUAAUUUUGUUAAUGACAAACCUGGCAGAAGGGCCAAGGGCAAACAGAAAGAAGUUGGAAUCGGACCUAAUGAAACUGAUGCUCGACUGCAUAUUGGAGAAAUGGAAUGUAUUGAUGCACAGCCUGCUGAAGCGUCAGAAACUAGAAUUCAACUGCCUGGCAUGGAAGAAGAGAUCAGUGAACCACCAGCGAAAAGGGCAAGAGAAUCAGAUAAAAAUAGUAAAUAAUUGUAUGAAAUGUUGAUGAGGAGAAAAGAAGAAAAAACAAUUGGAUUAUAAUGGGGAUUAAUUACUGUGAAAUAUCGCAGACCUAAAAAAAAUAAUAAGCACUUUAUAAAUUAGAAAACAGAAUAUUUUGGUUAUGUACAACAAUUAAUAUACCUAAGUCGUUCGCGUAUUCUUAGAUUGUAAGCUGUUGAGGAUACAUUCAAUCUUGAUCAAUCGAUAAUAUAUCAUAAUAUUAUUUUUAUUAUUUGUCUUGUAUUUUUUUUUUUUAUUGUUUAUAUUAAAGUUUGAUCAUAGAUAAGAUUGA